CUGCGCAGGCGCGGUGCGGUGACGGAGCGGAGACCAUUUCCUCCAGCAGCAGGCCCGAGCUGCACACACACACACACACACACAGUCACACGCUCACACACAGAUGCAGACAACCGGACGAGCGUCGAAGCGAAGCCACGUCUGGGAUUGUGUUAUCUCCCCGCUGCCGGAGCUGGAUGCGCCCUCACCGCCCGACUCUCCCUGAUGGGCCUUCGCCGCUAGUCUCCAGCCACAUCUGCCCCGCUGCUCCCCGCUGCUCUCUGCUGUGUUUCGGCUCUGAUGGUACUAGUUGAACAGUGACCGCUUCCUGCCUGAGGAAACCUGCUGCCGAACUCCCUUCAUCAUGUCUGGGAUUCACGCACCAUGGUCGACUGGCGCAGAGUGUGUAGCCAAAUACAACUUCCAGACUGCCAAUGAACAGGACCUGCCCUUCUGUAAAGGAGACGUACUGACCAUCAUCGGAGUCACCAGGGAUCCAAACUGGUACAGAGCGAGGAACACGGUGGGCAGAGAGGGCACCAUCCCAGCCAACUAUGUCCAGAAAAGGGAAGGAGUCAAGCUAGGAGGCAAACUCAGUCUUAUGCCCUGGUUUCAUGGGAAGAUAACUCGGGAGCAGGCCGAGCGGCUCCUCUACCCUCCAGAGACGGGCUUGUACUUGGUGAGGGAGAGUACCAACUACCCCGGCGAUUACACCCUGUGCGUCAGCUGUGAUGGCAAGGUGGAGCACUACCGCAUCAUCUACCACAACGGCAAGCUCACCAUCGACGAGGAGGAGUACUUUGAGAACCUCAUGCAGCUGGUGGAGCAUUACACCAAAGAUGCUGAUGGCCUUUGCACCAGGCUGAUUAAACCCAAGUUGAUGGAGGGAACCGUGGCAGCGCAGGACGAGUUCUCCAGGAGCGGCUGGGCCUUGAACAGAAAGGAGCUGAAACUGAUCCAGACCAUCGGCAAAGGGGAGUUUGGAGAUGUGAUGGUGGGAGACUACAGAGGGACCAAGGUGGCAGUCAAGUGUAUCAAAAAUGAUGCCACAGCGCAGGCUUUCAUCGCUGAGGCGUCUGUCAUGACGCAACUGAGGCACAACAACCUGGUGCAGUUGUUAGGGGUAAUUGUCGAGGAGAGGGGCAGUCUCUACAUCGUCACAGAGUACAUGGCAAGGGGCAGCCUAGUGGACUACCUGCGCUCUCGAGGACGGACCGUGCUCGGCGGAGACUGCUUACUCAAGUUCUCACUUGACGUGUGUGACGCCAUGGAGUACCUGGAGGCCAACAACUUCGUCCACAGAGACCUGGCAGCUCGUAACGUGCUGGUGUCCGACGACAACAUCGCCAAGGUCAGCGACUUCGGCCUCACCAAGGAGGCCUCCUCCAUUCAGGACACUGCCAAGCUGCCUGUCAAGUGGACCUCCCCCGAAGCACUAAGAGAGAAGAGGUUUUCCACCAAGUCGGACGUGUGGAGUUACGGGAUCCUACUUUGGGAGAUCUACUCGUUUGGGCGCGUGCCUUACCCUAGAAUUCCGCUGAAGGAGGUGGUGCCCCGGGUGGAGAAGGGCUACAAGAUGGACGCCCCGGACGGCUGCCCGCCCGUCGUCUAUGACCUGAUGAAGCAGUGCUGGACCUUGGACGCCGUGGUGCGGCCCUCCUUCCGCAUGCUGAGGGAGAAGCUGCAGCAUAUCAGAACCAAGGAGCUCUACCUGUGAAGAGGGGGCACGGGAGAGGGUGGGGUGGGAGAGAGGGGAGGGGGGUGGCGUGAGACGCAGCCGAGCGCAGCUGUAAAGUGGGAGGAGGGGGAGGAGAAGAAGAGGGACCACAGCGCCUUCCUCCUGCCCGCCCAGCCUGUUGACCUGUGGGACUGCUGCACUGUGCCCCCUACCCUUCCUCGACCUCAGACUUCCACCAGCCUUCCUCCACACACGGACUGUUUCCUGUUUGUGUUGUAUAGCUUUGGCCAGUUUCCUCUUCUCUGGAUGGGCCAGCACUCUUCCCUCCUGCUUUACCUUCCACUUCACUCACUCUCUCUGUCUCCUCUCUCAUGGUUUCUCCUCUUGAAGAUCCCCCUUUCUUUAUUGUUUCCUCCUCCUCUCCUGAACAUGGCAUUAACUGGAGGGGAGGCUGGCCUUUUCCUCCACGUUUGUCAGGUGCUCUCUCUUUUUCCCCUCAUUCCUCCGUCAUUCCUGGUUCUCCGUAUCACCAUGUGGCUCUGCAUGCCAUUUCAGCCCAUCUCUCUUGUCAUUCCAUCCUUCCCUCAAUCCCCCCCUCCCGUCGGUGUGGUGUCAGGUGUGGGGCCUUCGCUCUGUGCCAAAGUGCCUCCAGUCUACAGAGCUCCAGACUUCCCUCCAGCACUUCUUUCAAUGGACUUUUUGUGGUUUGCUUUUUUUAAUUACUUUUUUUAAGAGAUCUUUUUUUAUUGCUUUUUUUUUUUUUCAGGGAGGUUAUCAAACCAUUUUUAGUGCUUUCUCCCCAACCUCCAACAUGUCCCCAUCAGACUGUAUGCAUUUUUUUUUUUCAAAUGUCCAAAAAGAGAGAGCGUGAACAGGAAGAGGGAGGAUGUGGGGACCAGUAUCAUGUUUGUCCUCCGGUCGAGACAGUCCAGAGGAGCCGGCGGUGGGGCAGCAGGACAUUACCAGGAGGAGAAGGGGGAAAGGCAGUUCUCAAACAUGGUCAAUUCAUCAUACGUGGGCUUGUUUUUAUAUCAAAAUAUAUUUAAAGGAUUAAAAAAAGAACAAGAAAAAACUGACUGGGGCAGAGAGUUAAAACGAGGAGGACUUUAAGAAGCCAGGAGUCUCUUGGCGUUAGGAAUGUUAAGUGUCUCUGUGAAUGCUGGGGUCAGGGUGGUGCAUGCUGUGUGUGAGAGGCCUUGGGUUCAACUGUCAGUGCUUUCAAUGUUAAUUGUUUUAUUAUGCUAUCAUGAUUAUGAAUAAAUCAUUCCAUCUGAA
Hippoglossus stenolepis (Pacific halibut) is the source of this 2932-nucleotide messenger RNA. RefSeq names its product tyrosine-protein kinase CSK. The transcript has 13 exons. Gene Ontology annotation, molecular function: protein binding; ATP binding; protein tyrosine kinase activity. NCBI's taxonomy places the organism in Eukaryota, Metazoa, Chordata, Actinopteri, Pleuronectiformes, Pleuronectidae. The record is from RefSeq and is a predicted model, not a curated record. The coding region runs from base 344 to 1696 and encodes 450 amino acids. Gene Ontology annotation, biological process: protein phosphorylation; adherens junction organization; regulation of Fc receptor mediated stimulatory signaling pathway.